Molecule: messenger RNA, 805 nt
Organism: Oreochromis aureus
Lineage: Eukaryota; Metazoa; Chordata; Actinopteri; Cichliformes; Cichlidae
Product: E3 SUMO-protein ligase ZBED1-like
Exons: 2
Coding region: 30-536 (168 amino acids)
Molecular function (GO): DNA binding
Source: RefSeq, a predicted model, not a curated record
ACAGUAUGCCCGGUCAGUAAGUUACAGAAAUGUCAGCGACUUCGUCUGUCAUAAAGUUUGCGUUCAUAGAACACAAAGAGUUUUCGGUAAAUGCAAAAAGGAAGCAUUCGGCAAAGCGCAGGUUUUGCAAAGUCUCCUUGACCGAGACAGCCGGGACUACCUCAACCUUCACCAGGCACCUGGAGCGCAAACACCCUCAAAGGUACUUGGAGUACAAAGCAGGAUCUGCAACAUCAGUGAUAGCGGUCAAUCCCACACAGCCUCAAUUAUCAUUGUUUGCUCCAAGCAUCCACUUAUUUUCCUCAAAUUCACCCAGGCAACAGGGCAUCACCCAGUCCAUCCUCCAGGACCUUAUGGUUGGAUGCUCUCUCCCCCUGUCUGUUGUUGAGAAUCCUCAUUUUAGACACUUUCUGAAUGUCUUGGAUAGCAAAUACACUCCUGUGUCUAGAACCACCUUGACAGAGAAGCUGAUACCUCACCUUGUCACUAAAGUGAAGGGUGACAUAAUCAAACCCUGGAAGUCCAGCCAAAUGUAGCAAUAACAACAGACCUCUGGUCUGACCGGAGGCUUCGUACUUUCCUGGGAGUUAUUGCUCAUGUUGCCUGCAAGAACAAGGACUCUUACAGUUUACAAUCAUUUUUGCUUGACUGUAGGCGUUUCACAGGGAAGCACUGCGGCGAACGAAUCGCCUCAGCAUUUCACAGCAUAGUUGAGGAGUAUGGCAUUGGCCAUAAAAUAAGCUACAUUCUGACGGAUAAUGCAUCCAAUAUGAAGCGGGCCUUUAAAGUCAGGAUGCCAGAAGUA